UCACAUACACUGCAUACAUUUUCAGGCUGCAGAGCUCAAUUACUCUGUUGUCCACACACUCAGGCAAAGGGAAACUGCCAUCUCCUUCAACACCAUGAUUCUAAACAUCAUAUAUGACAGCCUUGAUUUUAGAAGCUUGAUCAUUUUAAUUUUAAUUUUAAUGAUUCUCGUGGACAUCAUCAAAAACAAGAAUCCACACAAGUUUCCACCAGGACCGUGGCCUGUACCAUUUUUGGGAACUAUCUUCACUGAAAUGGAUUUCAAAACCAUGGAUAAGUUGACUGAAGUUUACGGGAAUGUAUUCAGCUUAAGAGUGGGUAGUGAGAAAGCUGUAAUCGUGUCUGGAUAUAAAACGGUAAAGGAGGCCCUGAUUGGCCAGAUUGACAACUUUGUCGACCGUCCACAAAUCCCCAUGUUUCAUAAAACUUUUAAGGGAAUUGGUGUCGCACUAAGCAACGGAUACCUGUGGCGCAUGCAUAGGAAGUUUACAGUUUCCCAUUUGCGGGCCUUUGGAGUGGGGAAGAAAAGCCUUGAGCUCAGUAUUCAACAAGAGUGUGUCUACCUUUGUGAUGCCUUCAAAGCAGAAAAGGGACCUUUCAAUCCUCUGGUGACCUUAAAUAGUGCUGUCUCAAACAUCAUCGCAUGCUUGACACUCGGACAACGCUUUGACUAUCAUGAUGAAUAUUACCAAAACAUUCUGCGUCUUGACAUUGAAUGCGUUAAAUUAGCGGGCUCUCCUCGAGUACAGCUGUACAAUGUGUGGCCCAGCCUCUUUGAAUACUUACCUGGCCCCCACCAAACAAUGUUUGCCAACUAUAAAAAGAUCACAGACUUCCUGAGAGGAGAGAUCAGAAAACACAGAGAAGACUGGGAUCCCUCUAACCCUCGUGACUACAUAGACAACUACCUGUCAGAGAUGGAAAAGAAAGAGAGUGACCCUGAGGCUGGCUUUAAUAUAGAAAGUUUAGUCGUGGCUUGCCUAGACCUGGUUGAGGCUGGGACAGAGACUGCUACAACAACAUUACGCUGGGGUCUGCUUUAUAUGAUAAAGUUUCCUGAAAUACAGGAAAAGGUCCAGGAAGAGAUAGACAGGGUUAUUGGACAGUCACGUCAACCUUGCUUUGCUGACAAAGAUAACAUGCCGUACACUCAUGCUGUUAUCCACGAGAUUCAAAGAUUUGGCAAUGCAGUGCCACUGGGAUUCCCUAAACGAGCUGCUAAAGACACCACACUAGGGGGAUACUUCAUUCCUAAGGGCACCUCUGUUACAACAAACCUGUCUUCAGUCCUGCAUGAUCCAGAAGAAUGGGAAACACCAAACACCUUUAACCCAAAACAUUUCCUGGAUGAACAUGGCCAGUUUCGGAAAAGAGAUGCCUUCCUACCAUUUUCAGCUGGUAAGAGAGCGUGUUUGGGAGAGCAGCUGGCUCGCGUGGAGCUCUUCCUGUUCUUCACCUCCCUGCUGCAGCAGUUCUCUCUCUCUAAAUGUCCAGGAGAGGAACCAAGUUUGGAUGGCGAGAUAUGGUUUACAUAUGCUCCUGCUCCGUAUCGCAUUUGUUUGUCCCAACGCUAGAGUUUGUGUUAUAAGAGUGUGACUGCAAGAAGGCAUUGCUGAAAAGGAAUAUAUGGAUCAAAUAUUACACUUUUUUAUAUUGCAUUAUGACUUUCAGAAAAUUAACAGAGCAUACUCAUUAUAACAUUGCAAUUAUAGCAUGCAUGGCAAGAAAAAAAACAAAGAAUUUGUUGGAAAAGUUUUUUUUAAAGAAAGUUAGUCAAAUCUGAAACAAAGCAUGUUUUUAGUUAUAUUUUUAUAUAUAAGUUUUAUUAUGUUAUAUUUUAUCAUUAAGUUUUUGACUCAAAAGAUUCACAAAUCCUUUUCUCUGGCAGUGAUUUAGUAUUAUAGUUUUCAAUACCUAGAUCAAAUCUGUCCUAAAUGAAAAUAUUUUUGUGAAUUCUAUCCUCCAAAAGAAAAUUCCAAUAUUAUAUUUACAUUUAUCAGAUGCUUUUAUCCAAAGCCAGUUAUGUGCUUUAGCUGUAGGGUGAACAGGUGAACACAAUAAAACCACACUGGCAAACAUUCAGUCAAGAGUAUAUGUUAUGCAGGUUGAUUUUAAUUGAAAGUGUGAACAGUGUUCUUAGGAAGUGGUAUUUUCAUAAAUAUCUGGUCGGGGAAGUCAGUUCAAGUCAGGUUUUAAUGUUUUAUAUGUAUUAAUAACAAUAUUUGUUGGCCAAAACAAUGCUUUGACAUUUUUGUUACCUUAUAGGCCUACAUUUUUGCUGUUUCAUGAAUUAUUUUGUGUUAAUUGGUCUCUAUUAUUAGAGCAUGUUGUCACAAAAUGUCAGUAAACUGUAUAUUUCUGUAGAACCGUGAAAAUGUUAAAUAACAUUUUUACAGCCUAGAUUUUAACCCAUGUGUGACCUUCUGGACAUUUUUGUCUUUUUCAUUUUAGUUUUUUUUUCUAUAAUUUUGGCUAUGUUAAUUCCAACGGCAUACAUUUUGCCAAAGGUGUGUAUAUUUGGGGGAAUUUUGAUAUUUCAACCUCAGUUCCUAAAAUACAUCUAUUAUACACUGUGUACACAAAAUAGUUACACUCAGGACCUCCAGGACAUAAAUGUCCCCAUUGAAACCCAUUAAAAUUGCAAUAUUUCCCAGUGCUAUUAAAGAAUAAAAUCAUGAAUUCUAUUAUAUUAUGCAU
Molecule: messenger RNA, 2696 nt
Organism: Xyrauchen texanus (razorback sucker)
Lineage: Eukaryota; Metazoa; Chordata; Actinopteri; Cypriniformes; Catostomidae
Product: cytochrome P450 2J2-like
Exons: 10
Coding region: 95-1573 (492 amino acids)
Biological process (GO): xenobiotic metabolic process
Cellular component (GO): cytoplasm; intracellular membrane-bounded organelle
Molecular function (GO): iron ion binding; heme binding; oxidoreductase activity, acting on paired donors, with incorporation or reduction of molecular oxygen, reduced flavin or flavoprotein as one donor, and incorporation of one atom of oxygen
Source: RefSeq, a predicted model, not a curated record